GGCAACUUUUGUGUUAUGAAUGGACGCCAUUAUUUCAAUUUUUUUCAGUUUACUGUCCUUGUGUGUUUACUGUUUCAAUGUGAAAAAGAGACGAUUGUGUAGUUCUGAUUUGCAUUUUUUCUACUGUGACGUUAAUAUUGGUAUAUGAGUAAAGUUUAAAAUAGUAAAUUACAGUACCUAAGCUUUACACAGAUUAUGUGUUUAAAUUUUGAAUUUUUUGAUGAAUUGAAAGUUUGACAGCGAUGUCAGGGGGACAACUAGUGGUGUUGGACCGCGCCGGGCGCGAUGUGAAGCGGUUCCCUCUGUUGGAGGGGCUAGCCACGCUGGGCAGCGACCCUGCUUGCGACAUCCGCAUCAUGCUGCCCACUGUCAGCCCGCACCAUGCUACUGUAGUGGUCCAUGCUAACCAGACGGUGAUCCGCAACGUGUGCGGCGAGCCCACGCUGGUCAACGACGAGCCCGUGUCCGUGGCCGCGCUGCGCCACCGCGACGUCGUCGCCAUCGGCGGCCGCCAGCUGCGCUGGGACUACGCCCGGCCUGCGCGGAGACACCCGCAACCUGGUAACGCUGGCGGUAAACAAGUAGCUAUAGUGCAGCCUCAGAGAAGAGAUACGAGUGAUCAAAUUGACAACAACCCGUCGCGGUCGCCGCUGCCAAGUAACAAGCGUCCCAGAUCUUCUAAAAGUGAUACAGACACAUCACUCAACGAUACAGAGGCCGACAAGGCUGUACGCAAGUCUAGUGCACGAGCCAGUCUCAAAAGUCCAGUGUCCAAUUUGCAGAAUACUACAAAGGCAACGCUGUGGAUCGAAUCCCGCAAGCCUAGCGCCAGAAAGACUACUCCUAAGCAGGCCAGUCCCAGGCAGGUUACACCUAGGCAGGCAGCACUGAGGCAGUCGACCCUUAGACAAGCUACUCCCAGACAGGCGACCCCUAGGCAGACGACCUCCAGACAGGCAUCUCCUAGGCAAGUGACCUCCAGACAGGCAACACCUAGGCAGACGACCCCCAAACAAGUGACCCCCAGAAAAGCGGGCAAGGUGGCGAGCACUGGCAAGAAGAGUACUCCACUGCGCCUCACCGUACUGCGCCGGGCACAGAGCGCCCACAAGCACUCCGUGGACAAAAUCGAAGGACCGCGUGUCGUGGACGCCACGAAGCAGGCCGCGCUGCGCCUCAUGACGCGCCACUCCGCGCUGCCCUCGCCCGCCGCGCUGCCCUCGCCCGCCGCUACCAUUAUAGAAUUAACAGAUUCAGAAGGAAGAAAUUCAUCACUGCGGGCAAGUAACGUAUCCCGGCGAUCGGGUAAGAGUCCCAAGAAGUCACCUGCCGCCGUCAGCCCGAGGAAAUCCGCACUUAAAGAUCCUUCAGCGAAACGAGGAACACGAAAAACCGAAUCGAUAAAGUUCGACCUGAGUAACUUGGAGAACCAUUCUGAGGACACUCAGGACGUCAUGAUGGUCAGCGACCUCAGCUCCCAGUCAGCUCACAGCGCCUCUUCCUCCCUUGCACUGCACUACUCCCCCGCGUCCCCCAGGUCCCCCUCGUCCCCCGCCGCCCGGCCCGCGUCGCGCGGGGCCCGCCUGGUGCAGCGCGCCCUGCAACCCCACAGCCCGCGCUCGCCGCGCCCCGGCCUCGAGUCCUACUCCAUCGUUGACUUAGUCUCCAUUGAUUCUAACGAGUCUGCCCGAACCUCUUCAGUGUAUGGCUCCCCGGCAUCUACUGACGUGACGACUUUUGAGACUCCACAAAAUAGUACAGGCAGGAGAACGAGAUCGACUAUAGACCCGACGCUGCUCGGCUCCAGCACCCCUUACGUGAAAGGCAGGCCAUCCACCGCCAAGUCUCGCUCGAUGGUGAGUGUCGAUAUAUCGAGCCGACCUUCCAUGACUACACAGUCGACUCUUAGGAGUUCAAGAUCAAGACGAUCCAAGUCGUUGUCGACCCCGGAGAACUCGGAGGAAGCUAAGAAACACAUCUCCGUGAACAGCACGCGCAUAUCCCGCGCCGCGCGUGGCAAGUCUCGCCUGCAGGACACCGCCGACACCGCGCUCAGUACCGCCAGCCCCGCCAGCCGCGCCAGCCCCGCCAGCCCCGCCAGCCCCGCCAGCCCCGCCACUACCCUCCAUGCAGACAGUACAGUGUCCCCGCGCACGUCGCGCGCCUCGCGCUCCGUCCGCAGCCCCGCGCUCGACGGAGGACUGUCCACUCCGGAGAAUGUACACAGCCCCGAAGAAGCCAGCACGCCAGUUCUUAGUAUACAGAGCCUAUUGGAUUCCAGCACUUCUUUCAUUGCACAUAAACCUACGAGAAAAAGUAGACCUUCAUUCAAUACUAAAAGAAAAACUAUUGGAGGAGUUCCAUCCAGAAGUAGAACUAGAACCGAUGCCAUAUUUAAGUCUUUGAGUUUUAAUACAGGAAAAGCUAGACUGAGUGAUGAUUCCGUGGAGAUAUUGAACAACAGGGAUGAAAGUGAAAUAGUGACGCCGAAGAGUGCCGUUAAGUUAGUACAAGAAGCCGUAAAGAACAAACACUCGACAGCCAAAAAGCCACAGUCUAAGCGUUCGAUAAUAGACGAUUUGAACGAGUCCGAUAUUGUGAAGCAACUGUUCAACAGUCCCGUGAAACGGAAGCUAUCGCAGAGCAUGACGGAGUUCUCCAGGAAACAGUUGUUUGAGGAGGACGAGUCGUCCCAGGCCCGGCGGCCCGCGCGGAACACCGUGGCGCUCACUGGGCGCACGCCCGACCACUCUCUGCUCGACCACACCGACUCCUACACGCCAGAAAUAUUCGUCAGCCCCAUCAGCACUCCCACUCGAAGUCCUAGUUUAGAGGGCAUCAAACUUAUGUUCGCCAAAACUACUCCCGAAAACGAUUUACGAAAUGUGAAAGGAGUGAAGGCUCUACUGCGCACACCUCGCACCAGGAGAUCUAUCAAGAAUGACCUGAGAAAUGUAUCGGGUGUUAAGAACGUAUUUGCCAAGAGUCCUAAAAACCGACUCAGUGAUGUCAGAGUCAAAGAAGUAUUUGCAUCUUCGCCUAAAAACGAUUUGCGUCGCGUGACCGGCGUGAAAUCCCUGUUCCAAACUACUGAGAAACGAAGGUCGCCUAGAAACGAGUUAGACGAUGUGGUAGGCGUGAAACGGUUAUUUAAAAAGACUAGCCCGGCGAAUGAUCUCCGGAACGUGUCUGGAGUUCGCAGAGCUCUCCGUAGAAAUAGUCCGAGGAAUGAGCUCGAGAACCUGCAUGGCGUGAAGCGAAUGUUUGCGAGAGACGCGAGAGACGACUUGAACGACGUCAGUGGGGUUGAAGAGUUAUUUAAUUUGUCAAACUUAUCUGUGUCCACCAGAGCCGAGAGUUUGUUUGAUCAGUUAGUAGGAAAGCCUCAGAUGAAGGCGGUGUAUUCUAAAACAUUUUCUAAGAAAACCCCUGUCAAGACAAAUACUUACAAAUCCAAGUCAUUGCACGCUUCCCUGGAGCAAGUACCCAGUACUGACGACUGGCUACAACAAGAGCUCAAUAAACGACAGCAGGUUAACACCUAUCUCCAGUCUCUAAACAACUCCGUUAAUAGAUCUAAGACAAGAAAAUCAAAGUCGAUACACACGUCUUUAGACCAAGUCACAAAUGUCGAUGUGUUGCUAGAUCAAGAGUUGAACAAGGAGCAACAGAUCAAUAAUUAUUUGGAAUCCAUUAGAUCGGUUGAUAACUCUCAGGUCAAUAAAUCUAAAAGGAAUCAGUCCGCAGCCUCCGACAAGGCUUAUGCGGCGAUGGCGAAUGUGACCCGGGAGCUACAGAAGUUGGUGACAGAAACUGUCGAGGGACACACGCCGACGUGCUCGUCGCGGACGAGGAACGGCAGCCUCGCGGCCGGCGACAGCUCGCAGCGCAAGAAGUCGGCGUCGCAGCUCUACAGUGCGCACAAACUGCCCAUCAAGAAGAGGUCGCUCGUGGACGUGGCGGGGGCGGGGCCGGCGCCGGGGCCCGCGGCCGCGCUGUCCCUGCCGCUGAAGAAGCGCGGCGUGCAGCACUCCACGCCGCUGAAGGGCCGCGCGCCCACGGCGCCGCGCGCGCCGCACUCGCCCAUCGCGCGCGCCGCGCCCGCCGCGCCCGCCGCGCGCGCCCACCUGCCCGCCUCUCCACACCGACACAGGUCUACCAAGUCAAAAGAAACGGCAGAAGUGUCAUCAAAUAAUGUAAAAGAAACAAAAGCUCAACGCGAUACUGAAACAGUCAGGGAAAAUGUUAAACCAUCACCAAGGAAGACUCGUGGUAGAGGGAAAGCAGCCUCUUCUAAAGCUAAACCUAAGGCAAGUCCCGCUAGAAAGAAAGCAGCCACUACAGUUGACAAACCUCGUCCUGGUUCGGCCAAAGAGAAUUCACCUACAGUUAGUCCUAUAAGAAAAACUAGACAAACUAGAGCCAAACAAGCCAGUCCAGUCAAAACAUUACUCUCUCCUGAGCCAACGACACGUUCGCGUAAAAAAGAUGUUUCGACCAAAGAGACUAACACAAAGCCACGUGCUCCGAGGUUAACUGUUGCAAAAAAAUCAUUAAUUAAAAGCCCACCGGCGAGCAAGAGGGCGUCGAGAAAACGAAAAGAACCAGAAUCUUCCUCAACACCUAAGCCUAGUCCUAAGAAAACUCGAGCUGCCCGCAACAACGCUUCUAUUAAAGAUGUUAAGCCAAAGACACCAAAGAGUACAAGGGCUAAAGUUCAAAAGGCAUCUGUGGUAGUUAGCAAACCAUCGCCAGCUUUGAAACCACAACCAGUACUUAGUGAGCAAGAUACUACAAGGAGGUCGCGGAGAACUGGGACAGUCCAGCCUCCACUACAACCUCAUAAGAAAUCUCAAGCAUCUAGUAAAACGCGAGUUGAAACAACACCAAAUAAACCCACACGAAGAAAUACUACGAACAAAACAAAAGACAAGAAUGUGGUUGACAAACCUGAUGUUAAAACUAAGACCAGUGAACCAACGCCUCGGAAGACUAGGAAUAACAAACAAGAAAAGUCUAACGAACAACCUAAAACUGUGAGAGGUCGUGGCAAGAAAGUGUUAUCGCAAGAGAGUGAACAAUCUGAAACUAAGAGCCGAGGGCGACGGACCACUAAACCCGAGCCCGAGCCAGUCGUACAGGAAGUUAAAACUCGCAAACGAAAGACAACAGCACCAGACAACGACAUUCCGCCUAAAGUAAGGAAAUCUAAAGCAAGUGACAUCGACACUGGAAGGUCGCGGAAGAAGACCGCAACGUCUCCAGCAAGUACUGAGAAGGCGGCCGGCACUGCUCGGGGUAGGAAGACCGCAGCGCCACCCGCGGCGCCGGGGCUCAGCACGCGCCGCAGAAAGGCGAAUCAGGAGAACAUUCCAGAUAAUCAGAUAACUGGAAAACGUAAGAGACCGACAGCCGCGGAGUCUUUGCCUUCAGAAGGCAAACCUGCAGGCCGCAGCCGUCGGAGAUAGCGCGCGACGCGACGGGGCAGUCACUCAAGUACAAAUAGUUAACAUGGAAACGGUGCAUGGACGCACCAUACGAUAUAUUUUGUGAAGAUUUUUUAUGAAAAGUUUCGAAUGUAAAAAAUAUUUUUGUGACAAAUUAUUAUUGUGU
Spodoptera litura is the source of this 5613-nucleotide messenger RNA. RefSeq lists its product as uncharacterized. Gene Ontology annotation, molecular function: protein binding. Gene Ontology annotation, biological process: regulation of mitotic nuclear division; regulation of chromosome segregation. Gene Ontology annotation, cellular component: nucleus; chromosome. The record is from RefSeq and is a predicted model, not a curated record. NCBI's taxonomy places the organism in Eukaryota, Metazoa, Arthropoda, Insecta, Lepidoptera, Noctuidae.